UGGAUCAAGAGGCUAAAUGUGAUUAAAGGGCUAGCCAAUGCAUUGUGUUACAUGCACCAUGAAUGCUCAACCCCUAUAAUUCACAGGGAUAUUAGUAGCAACAAUGUUUUAUUGGAUUUAGAGUAUGAGGCUCAUGUCUCUGACUUUGGCACUGUUCGGAUUUUGAAGCCUGACUCCUCCGUCCGGUCCUUAGUUGCUGGUACCUUUGGCUACAUUGCUCCAGAGCUGGCUUACACAAUGGAAGUGAAUGAAAAAUGUGAUGUUUAUAGCUUUGGUGUUGUCACAAUGGAAGUACUCAUGGGAAGACAUCCAAGUGAUUUGAUAUCUGCUUUAUUAUCGCAAUUGGCACCAUUACCGUCUUCAACACCACCAAACUGGCGGCAAAUGUUGAUCAAAGAUCUAAUAGACCAAAGACUAUUAGUUCCAACAGGUGAGGCAGCUGUGCAUGUGGCCUCCACCGUGAGGCUAGCACUUGUAUGCUUGCAAGCCAAUCCUCAAUAUCGACCAACCAUGCGACAAGUUUCUCAGGCCCUUACCAGUGAGUGGCCUCCAUUGCCAAAGCCCUUCUCCAUGAUAACAUUGGAAGACUUGGUGGGGCAAGAUUUGUGGGGCUGAGGUGUUGUGUGUAAAAAAGCUAGGUUUUUCCAUUUGCGUUUCUAGUUCGAUGAACUAUGUCUCUUGCUUGUGAUUAUUUUCUUAAUCCUUUGUACUUUUUCUUUUCCCCUUUUUUUCUUUGGCUGAAACUUAAUCCCUUGUACUUGUUCUUCUUCAUCCCUGGGGAACGCAUUCUAUAUGAUGUUACCAAUAUUUGUCCAAUCUUGACACAAGCUAUCGAUUCACAUUAAAAAAUAAAUUAGGGCAAUAAGCCCGCCAAUUAUCUACAGCUCAAGCUACUCAUAAUUGGUAGUCAACUUGGCUUUCUUAAGCCCAACAAAUCCGAAUGUUAGAAGUUUCAAUGAUGUUACUAACUAAAAAAGAGCAUAAAAAUACCAAAAUUUUUCAAGAUAGCCAAUCAAAUGGCUGUCUUGGAACUGUGAUUGUAAUGCAGGUUGUCAUCCAACCCCAGCAAUAAUAUGAUGCUUCUAAUUCUGAACUAGAGCAGGAAAAUACAAUAUUUAAUCCAUUCCAUUUCUUGAGGGAGAAGCAAAAAGCAAGGAUGUGUUGGUUUCUCCAAUACCAAAUGAGAUGGACAAGGCCACUCUUACCGGCAUCUUUUUGAAGCAGUCAAAGGCAAGAAAGCGUCAUCAAAAGUGGGAUCUGGUUCAUUGACAUUAAGCGUUAAAGGUGCAACUCCCUACAAUAAUAUACCGGGGAAAAAAAU
This is a messenger RNA of Rubroshorea leprosula, 1321 nucleotides long. NCBI's taxonomy places the organism in Eukaryota, Viridiplantae, Streptophyta, Magnoliopsida, Malvales, Dipterocarpaceae. The record is from the annotation of a GenBank genome assembly.